ACCCUUCUUCCCUCUCUCUCUCUCUCUCUCUGUCUCUUUUUUUUUUUUUUUUUUUUUUUUCGUUUCUUUAUAUUCUCGUGCUUUGCUAAACGAGAAUAUCUAAUUUAGAUGAUUAUCUUUAAUCGUUAGCGCUAAACCAUACUUAUACCGAUCUAAUUUUGGGUCGUAUUUUUGUUUUUUUGGUUAAAUUGAACGUGUUCUUGAGCUCUGAUUUCGAUCGUUUCUGGAGCUUCGAGUUACUGGCUUUCAAUCGGGAAAAUCGAUAUAAGUUUCCGAUUUCCUGGUGGAUUUUAGAGAUCUGAGCUUUCCUUCUUCUUGGCCGUGAAGAGUGAAAACUUUUCAAUUGCAACUGAUAUGUUUGGUUGGUUCUGCAAUUGGACCGAGUUUGUUUUUUUUGUGGGACUUCGGAGCUCGGAUUAUAGCCUGGGUUGAAUUGAGGGAAGACAUGUUGGAGGGUAGGUGCCUGCUUUCGAGGGCAUUUUCGAGCGCAGAAGCCCAGUGGUCUUGCAUGAGUUAUCGGUUCGAUGUCACAAACGAGAAGCGCCGCCGGGAAAUUGACGGUGAAGAUGAACGUGAAUGUAGACAGAGGAAGUUGUGCGACCCAUUGGAUUAUCGCGAGACGAGAGCCGGAACGCCGAGUGAGCUACAGCAAUCCAAUCAUCGCAGUGAAGGGCGAGGAGUAGAGGGAGGAGGAUCCGAUUACCGGAAUGGAGGAGGAGGGGAUUCUUCAGAUUCGGGUUCGCUUAAUGAAGCAGGAGGAGGAGAUUCUUCGGAUUCGGAUUCCCUUAACGGAGGAGAAGAAGAAAGAGGGGAUUCUUCGGAUUCGGACUCCCUUAUCGAUCCCAUUGGCCGAGACAUUUCGAUCAAAUGCCUCAUUCUUUGCUCCAGGUCUGAUUAUGGUUCCAUUGCCUCUUUGAACCGGAGUUUCCGUUCCUUGAUUCGGAGCGGCGACCUGUAUAAGGAGCGCCGCCAGAACAAUGUGAUCGAACACUGGAUUUAUUUUUCGUGCCACCUCCUCGAAUGGGAAGCAUUUGAUCCGAUUCGUCGCCGGUGGAUGCGUUUGCCUAGAAUGACCUCCAAUGAAUGCUUCAUGUGUUCGGAUAAGGAAUCUUUGGCCGUGGGCACCGAGCUUCUUGUAUUUGGUAAGGAGGUGACGUCCCAUGUCAUCUAUAGAUAUAGUAUUUUGACAAACUCAUGGUCUUCUGGAAUGAGAAUGAAUGCUCCGAGAUGCUUAUUUGGGUCUGCCAGUCUUGGGGAGAUUGCAAUUUUAGCAGGUGGGUGCGAUUCACGUGGAAACAUCUUGAGCUCUGCGGAGCUAUAUAAUUCCGAGACUCAAACGUGGUUAACACUCCCGAGCAUGAAUAAACCCAGGAAGAUGUGCUCCGGGGUGUUCAUGGAUGGGAAGUUUUAUGUUAUUGGGGGAAUAGGGGGAAGCGAUUCAAAGGUUCUAACUUGUGGAGAGGAAUAUAAUUUAGAAACGAAGACUUGGAGAGAAAUUCCUAACAUGUCUCCUGGACGGAUUGGUGCAGUAAGGGAGAACGAGAUGCCUGCUACUGCUGAGGCACCGCCUUUGGUUGCAGUAGUGAAUGAUGAAUUGUAUGCGGCCGAUUACUCUGACAUGGAAGUGAGGAAGUAUGACAAAGAGAGAAAAGAGUGGUAUACAGUGGGGAGAUUGCCUGAACGAGCAGUCUCGAUGAACGGUUGGGGUCUCGCGUUCAGGGCUUGUGGAGAUAGGCUUGUAGUAAUUGGCGGACCUAGGACUUUGGGUGAAGGUUAUAUAGAACUCAACUCGUGGGUUCCCAGUGAAGGCCCUCCACAGUGGGACUUGCUUGCGAGAAAGCAAUUGGGUAACUUUGUCUAUAACUGUGCUGUGAUGGGAUGCUGAAGAGUUGGAUUUUUGCAGUGCCAUGUUUGCUGUGAUUGUGCCUUGCUCGCAAGGAAGUGCAACAAUUGGUUUGCUCUUCGACACGGGAAUCUCGCUAAUUGGUAAUUUUCCCUCCUUUCUUGUUCAGAUCUUUUACCUUUUUGGCUGAGGGAGGAUGGGAAGAAUCUUUGAUUUAACUCAAGAUUCAAUAGAAUGUUUCCUUUGAAGGAGGUCUUGAGUUCUCAAUUUUUUCUUUCAAUUUUAAUGUUUUGUUCCAUUGAAUUUAUAUCUUUCCCCAUUUUUAGUGGCAUGAGAAAUCUCAAAGGUUGGCAUCAUGUAGCACAGGAAUAGAUUCAAUAAUUAAACAUACCAACACUUUGGUAGGUUGUCAUCA
Juglans regia (Persian walnut) is the source of this 2258-nucleotide messenger RNA. Its product is annotated as F-box/kelch-repeat protein SKIP11-like. The record is from RefSeq and is a predicted model, not a curated record. Gene Ontology annotation, molecular function: protein binding. Gene Ontology annotation, cellular component: nucleus. The transcript is spliced from 3 exons. The coding region runs from base 446 to 1885 and encodes 479 amino acids. NCBI's taxonomy places the organism in Eukaryota, Viridiplantae, Streptophyta, Magnoliopsida, Fagales, Juglandaceae.